Molecule: messenger RNA, 2789 nt
Organism: Hevea brasiliensis (rubber tree)
Lineage: Eukaryota; Viridiplantae; Streptophyta; Magnoliopsida; Malpighiales; Euphorbiaceae
Product: receptor-like protein 8
Exons: 5
Coding region: 9-2789 (926 amino acids)
Molecular function (GO): protein binding
Source: RefSeq, a predicted model, not a curated record
UUUCUCCAAUGGAGUUGGCCCUGGUGAAGUGCUUUAUGCUAUGUUUAGUCAUUAUCCUGCUUCGAGGCAAAGGACACAAUGGUUGCAAUAAAGUGGAGAGAAUGGCUCUCUUAGAAUUCAAGUCAUCUCUUUAUAAACCACAACGUCAUGGUCGUAUUCCUAACUUCCUCCUCCCCUCUUGGAUAGAUGAUCCGCAGAGUGAUUGCUGUAGCUGGGAGGGAGUCACGUGCAACCAUACCACAAGUCACGUGAUCGAGCUCUCCUUGGACAACGCUUAUCAUGAUCUUCCCUUUUUCUCGUUGUCGCUAUUGAAUAUGUCCAUGUUCCAGCCACUGAAAGAGCUCAGAAUCCUUAAUUUAUCUUACAAUGGAUUUGAUGCUGGUUCUGAAAGCUUGGCAAGACUGGAAAAGCUAGAGAUUUUGGAUCUUAGCUAUAACAGCUUGGAUGAAAGCAUCAUGCCAUCACUGGGUGGACUCACUUCCCUUAAGAAACUAAUUCUAUCACAAAACGUGUUUGGUAUCUAUCCUAAACAAGGUUUCCCAAAUUUAUCAAAUCUGAGCGGGCUGGAGUAUCUAGAUAUAAGGGGAAAUUACGUUCAGAAAGUCAGUUUCAGGUUAUUGGGUAGACUAUCAUCUCUCAAAUAUCUAGAUCUCUCUUCCAAUUCCUUGGAAGGGCCUCUUCCUCUCCAUGGACUUUGUGCAUUAAAUAGACUUCAGGAGGUAGAUCUCAGUUACAAUAAAUUUGAAGGUUCCCUUCCUCCAUGCCUCCAAAAUUUGACAUCCCUUAGAGUGUUAGAUCUCUCGCAAAACAAGUUCAAUGGAAAUGUUUCGUCAUAUGUGAUAGCUGGUCUGAGGUCCCUCGAAUACAUUGAUCUAAGUCAUAACCAAUUUAUGGGUUCAUUCUCAUUCAGCUCAUUUGGCAAUCAUUCCAAGCUGGACGUAGUAAAAUUCGUAAGUGACAAUGACAAGUUUGAAAUAGAAACUGAAGAUGCAGUUUGGGUUCCAAAUUUUCAAUUGAAGGUCCUUGUACUGUCUAACUGCAAUCUGAACAAGAAAAUUCCUCAGUUUCUUCUUCACCAGUGGCAACUGAAAGUAAUUGAUCUCUCUCACAAUAAGUUGAAAGAAAGAUUUCCUGCUUGGUUACUUGCAAAUAAUACUAGACUUGAAUUCCUGAGUCUCAGGAACAACUCCUUGAUAGGUCAGUUUCACAUACAGGCCUAUCCUUUGGAGAAAGCUAUUCAUGUGGAUCUCUCAGACAAUCAAAUUGAAGGGCAGCUGCAAGAAAAUGUUGGAAAACAAUUUCCUCAUUUAAUAUCUCUUAAUUUAUCCAAAAAUGCUUUUGAAGGUAGUCUUCCUGCUUCCAUUUGUGAUAUUACAAACUUGAAGGAGUUGGACCUUUCUUUCAACAAUUUCUCUGGGGAAGUAGGAUUUACUGCACGUUGCACCAAUUUGGAUGUUUUAGACUUAUCCAACAACAACUUUCAUGGGGAAUUUUUCUCAACUCAUUACCAAUGGAGUGUGUUGGAGGCCUUGCGGUUGAGUGACAACAAAUUUACAGGAAGUCUGACAAAUAUAAAAUCAUUCAAAUCAUUUUCACUGUCUUUAUUUGACAUCAGUAACAAUUACAUGUCAGGGAAGAUUCCCAGAUGGAUUGGUAACUUGACAUGGCUGCAGAUACUUGAUAUGCGGAACAACUCUUUUGAAGGAGAGCUUACUUGUGAGCCAUUUUCUGUUACGUAUUUAGAUCUAUCUCAUAACUUUCUUUCGGGAUCACUACCUUCUUGCUCGAACACAGGAAAUUUAGAGCAAAUACAUCUGCAAGAGAACAACUUCACAGGAUCACUGCCAGAGGCCUUGCUCAAUUCAUCUAAUCUAUUGGCAUUGAAUGUUAGAGAUAACAGGUUGUCUGGAAAAAUUCCCAACAUGAUUGCUGAACUUUCCAAUUUAAGGGUUCUUCUAUUGGGAGGAAACAAUUUGAGUGGCUCUAUUCCAAAGCAAUUGUGUCAGUUGCAAAACAUAAGCUUAAUGGAUCUUUCGAGCAACGCUUUUUCUGGGUCAAUACCCCGCUGCUUCUACAAUAUCACCUUUGGGAAGAUGAGGCCUAAUUAUCAGUCGAUUGCUGAAACGUCAAUUUACCUGCCAUUUUGGACUUGGAUAUAUGUUUAUCCAAAUAAACACUAUGCAGGCACGGAAGAAGGCAUGUUGAAUGGUAGCUCCAUUUUACGAGUUGAAAUUGAGUUUGUCACGAAAAAUAGACGAGGCACCUACAGGGGUGAGAUUCUCAAUUACUUGUCGGGGCUGGACUUAUCAUGCAAUAACCUGAUAGGUGAAAUCCCGCCUGAACUAGGAAAUUUAUCGUGGAUUCAUGCCCUGAAUUUGUCUCACAAUCAAUUGACAGGUCCAGUUCCAAGGACUUUUGCAAAGCUAACUCAAAUAGAAAGCUUGGACCUUUCUCACAACAGUUUGAGUGGAGAAAUACCGUCAGAGCUUACUGAUCUAUUCUUUUUAUCAGUCUUCUCGGUGGCUUACAACAACUUAUCGGGAAGGAUUCCAGAUAUGAAAGCUCAAUUCAGUACCUUCGACAAUAGUAGUUAUGAAGGCAAUCCAUUUUUAUUUGGACCACCAUUACAGAACUGUGAUGGUGAUAAUGGAUUACAUUUGUGGCCAAUAGGGUUGCCACAUGAAGCAGACAGAAAAUGGGAAUUUGAUCUUGUUGGCUAUGGUUUUGGUCGCUGGAUUUUUGUAUUUGGUGGUAUUGGAUAUGGUGUUUAUGUAGGUUGUGAGGACUAG